ACGCAGCGGGGCGAUGAUGAGCGUCUUACUACCCAACAUGGCGGACUUUGAUACCAUUUAUGAGUUAGAAGACGAAGAGGAUGAGCACGUAGUGAGCGAGGAGCAUUUGCCAAGAUACUGUCCGGAGCCUGUGAUCAUGCGAGGGGCCGGGCACAUCACUGUGUUUGGUUUAAGCAACAGAUUCGACACAGAAUUUCCCUCCAUUCUCACCGGAAAGGUAGCACCGGAGGAAUUCAAAACCAGCAUUGGCAGGGUGAACGCCUGCUUGAAGAAGAACCUGCCAGUAAAUGUAAAGUGGCUUCUCUGCGGCUGCCUGUGUUGCUGCUGCACAGUAGGCUGCAGUCUGUGGCCCGUUAUCUGCCUCAACAAGAGAACGAGGCGGUCCAUUCAGAAGCUGUUAGAGUGGGAAAAUAACCGGUUAUACCACAAGUUAGAGCUGCACUGGAAGCUCAGCAAGAGAAAAUGUGAAAGCAGCAACAUGAUGGAAUAUGUGAUUCUUAUAGAAUUCCUACCUAAAUACCCCAUACUCCGACCGGACUGAGCAGACUGUUACCAGACCGGAUGGAUGGCCCGAGUCUCAUCCUUAGUGCCUUGUGUGUAUAUAUGUGUGUAUGUAUGAAUGCUAAUAUAUAUAUAUAUAUAUACACACACACAGUAUGUUGGAAAAAGGGUCUUUGUUUUCGUCUUUUGUGACGACCCCGUACAUCUCCCAGUACCUUGAAUAGAACAGCAUCUGCAACACUGUCACUUUGGUUUAGAGCAGAUUUUGCACAUGUUAUCCUUUUUUUUGUUGUUGUUAUUGUUGCACUCUGAUUUUUUUUUUUUGUUAUAAAAAGUAAAAGUCUUUUGAAAAGUGCAUUUACCCCAAAGAACCGUCAACCUGCAUCUGGUGAAGAAGUAAUCACUAGCAGAAGAAUGUGAUGCCUUCCUCCUUCCGUGAUGAUCCUUGCCUUAUGGAUGGUUUAAAAAAAAAAAAAAAAAGGAUGCAUAUACGUAUAUAUACUAGAUGUAAAAUGGAACAGGAAGGAUGUGGGGUAUCCAACAAGUGUCUAACGCACAGCGUUUGUCCCCCCUCUGUCGUCUCUCUCUUUAUAUUAACUCUUUAUACCUGGGAUUUAGCUAGUACAAGAUCUUGACGUGUAAAUACCAUGGUAGAAUAAGCUGUACAGUGGUUUACCAUUGUUUACAUAAAGUUUACUUAGUUGUUUAGAUUUUUUUUGCCAAUAUAUUGCUGUACCAUAGUUUUUAUUAAUGAAAGAUGUCUACGUACUAGUUCAUAUGGACCUGUUUACCUUGUAAGCCAUAUAUAGUUACAUGUAUCUGAUGCCAGAGCUGAGACUGAUUAUUGCACUUGAGCCCAGAGGAGAAUGAUGAUUUUUAACCCUUAAUAUUCAAACAUGCUGUACGUCGGUUGGUGUUUUCUUGCCAAUGAGUGAUAAUCCAGUAUAUAUUUUUUAAUAUUUCAACUAUUAGCGUUAUUUUUGUAGUUUUGUAUUCGUCUGUGCCGUGUUGGGGUCACUUAGGAAGCACUUCAGAACAUGUUGAAGAAAAGCCUCAUUUCAAAAGCUUCAUUUUAGUCACCAUCUUGUGCAAAAGUGUUAUUUUUCAUAAUUUCAGUCCAAACAUUGCAUUUUUAUUAGAGUGCCUCUGGAUUAAUACAGAGCUCAGAUGUUUCAGGUUGAAUCUGUUAUGUACGAAGGAGGCUUGGAGUCCUCCUCCCGGUGUUGUUACAGUUCUUGUAAAUGUUUGUCACCAUGACCUAACUCCUCCGAACAGAGAAAAUAAAUAGUUGAUUUUCAUCUUU
Cyprinodon tularosa is the source of this 1804-nucleotide messenger RNA. It is a transcript of the gene chic1, whose product is annotated as cysteine-rich hydrophobic domain 1. NCBI's taxonomy places the organism in Eukaryota, Metazoa, Chordata, Actinopteri, Cyprinodontiformes, Cyprinodontidae. The record is from RefSeq and is a predicted model, not a curated record. Bases 14 to 541 code for a protein of 175 amino acids. The transcript has 6 exons.